GAUGGUAUCUACUGCACUAUCUGUGUGUCCGUGGCUGUCCUGCUUUUCCGUGUUGCCAAGGCCCGCGGUCAGUUCCUGGGCCGAGUCACCAUUCACUCCGUUGUUGGCGAUCAUCUGGUGCAAGGUGAUGGCAAGUAUGGACCGGGUGGUUUCCCUGAUGCCCCCAACGAUGAUGAGGGCGGGUCCCGUCGGUCUAUCUUCCUCCCUCUUAACCAUACCGAUGGCUCGAACCCCGAGGUUGAGGUGGAACAGCCAUACCCUGGUAUCUUCAUUUACCGUUUCUCGGAGGGCUUCAACUACCCCAACGCCAACCACUACACCGACUACUUGGUUCAGGCAAUCUUCCGCCAGACGCGUCGCACCAACCCGUUCUCUUACGCUCGUCCCGGUGAUAGGCCAUGGAACGACCCCGGCUCUCGGAAGGGCAAGGAAGAGAACCGCUCGCAACGGCCCAUCCUCCGCUCCAUCAUCCUCGAUUUCUCAUCGGUUAACAAUGUUGAUGUGACUUCUAUCCAAAACCUGAUCGAUGUUCGCAACCAGCUCGAUCUCUAUGCUUCUCCUCGCACUGUUCAGUGGCACUUCGCUCAUAUCAACAACCGCUGGACGAAACGAGCACUGGCGGCCGCAGGUUUCGGCUACCCGACACCUACCUCUGAUGAUGGGUUCCACCGGUGGAAGCCAAUCUUCAGUGUGGCUGAGAUCGAAGGACGAGCAUCUGCUGCGGCUCAUGCGGAGAUGAUCAACAAUGAGCAUGCCCAUCAGAACGCCAUCAAGCGUGACAUCGAGGAGGGACUCAAGCACGAAACUCACAUGACCGAGCGCGAGGCCUCCGGAAUCGAUAUCGAAGCGUCGUCCGACAACAGCAGCACGCCGGACGACAAGUUGGCGCGCGAUCUCAAGGACAGCAAGGCAUACCGCAAUCGGCGCAAGGCGGCGGUGGUGCAGGGCAUCAACCGGCCAUUCUUCCACAUUGACUUGACAAGUGCGCUCGAGAGUGCCUUGGCCAAUUCGCCUCCGGAAGAGCCUAUUGAGGAGCCAAGCGCAUGA
Messenger RNA from Aspergillus niger, 1047 nucleotides. RefSeq lists its product as uncharacterized. The transcript has a single exon. The record is from RefSeq and is a predicted model, not a curated record. Gene Ontology annotation, molecular function: sulfate transmembrane transporter activity. Gene Ontology annotation, cellular component: membrane. Gene Ontology annotation, biological process: transmembrane transport. The annotation marks the transcript as partial. NCBI's taxonomy places the organism in Eukaryota, Fungi, Ascomycota, Eurotiomycetes, Eurotiales, Aspergillaceae.